GUAGUAGUAGUGGUAUUAUUAUUAUUAUUGUUGUUGUUGUUUGUUGUUGUUAUUGUUGUUUUUGUCGUUGGUGUUGUUGUUAUUUUAGUGAUACACAUGUGUACAGAUGAUUCAAUCAGCGAUGCACAAGGAAUGUUUCUUGACGGAUUCGUACCUGGCAACAUAGGCAUCACCUGUAAAUGUUCACUUCAGGCAACAAGAACACUUCAGAUUGGAAUUAGUCAGGUUUCAAUUCCUGAAAAAAUGUGUGGAUCACAGUUAACUAUACAGCGAAUUCAACAACAAUGGACAGUGAAAUAUAAUUGCAGAAAUGGUGGGAAUGUAACGUUACGGAGAAAUAUUGAUGAGACAGGGUACUCAGUUACUUUGCAAACUAGUGCGACACACAGCGUGGAUAUCACUUACUGCAUCAACUUCUACAUUACAGUGGAUCAGGUAGUUUGAGUCUUCAGUGUUAUUCGCCAGGAGACAAAACCACAGUCCCGAUGACGACACAGUCAACGACCAAGACAACCCCCGUGACGAAGACAGAUACACCAUCAGCUGAUAAGGCUUGCCCAAUAGAAUCAACACAGCCUACUUACUUUCCAGUGGUACACCUGUGUUCAGAUGAAUCAAUCAGCGAUGUACAAGGAGUGUUUCUUGACGGAUUCGUACCUGGCAACACAGACAUCACCUGUAACUGUUCACUUCAGACAACAACACUACUUCGGAUUGGAAUUAGUCCGGUUUCACUUCCAGAGAAAAUGUGUGGAUCACAGUUAAGUAUACAGCUAAACCGGCAACAAAGGACACUGAUGUAUAAUUGCAGAACUGGUGGAAACGUACUAGCGCAUCACCACAAUGUUGAUGAGAAAGGGGCCUCAAUUAUUCUGCAAACAAGUGCGACACACAGUGUGAAAAUCACGUAUUGCAUCAACGUCUACAUUACAGCUGGCUCAGGUAGUUUGAGUCUCCAGUGUUAUUCACCAGGAGACAAGACCACAGUCCCGAUGACGACACAGUCAAAAGAAUCCACGAGUUCAGUACCAACACGAUCAGUGACCAAAACAAUCCCCGUGACGAAGACAGUUCCAUCAUCAGGUCAAAAACAUUUCCCAGUUGCAGCUGUAGCGGGCGGUGUUGGCGCUGUCGUGCUGAUUGUUGUAGCAGUCAUUGUUGCCGUCAUCGUAUUUGUUAAAAGGAAAAACGCAACAAAACAGAAUCAAACUACAGAUGACGAUGGAGAUUAUGAAAUUAGUGAUGUUAACCCUAAUAACGCUGAUGCCAACACAAAUAACAAUGUUAACUCGUAUAAUACUGAUGACAAGGUUGUCAACACUUACGAACAUCUACAACACAAUACUGUACAGUAUGUUAACACGCCGUCGAGUGUUGAUGAAGACCACGUGUACCUCCACGUCAAGGAACCAACACAAGGAUUACCUGACGACUCGCAGACGACAGAUUAUUAUAACAGUGUCAAACAAUACUGAAUCGUACAUUUAUUACUCCAGCGGUCAUUCAUACCGGGACCGACCUCUGUGGUGUCGAGGUUAAGCCAUCGGUUAUAAGGCUGGUAGGUACUGGGUUCGCAGCCCGGUGUACCCAGAGCGUGUUUUAACGACUCGAUGGGUAGGUGUAAGGUCACUACACCAACUUCUCUCUCACUAACCACU
Molecule: messenger RNA, 1658 nt
Organism: Gigantopelta aegis
Lineage: Eukaryota; Metazoa; Mollusca; Gastropoda; Neomphalida; Peltospiridae
Exons: 7
Coding region: 486-1475 (329 amino acids)
Source: RefSeq, a predicted model, not a curated record